AGCCUACCCAAAUGAAGACACUGCAUAAAGGGCUCUUUAAGACAGGCUACUUUCCCAAAGCUGUAAUGAUAGGUUUUUUUUAACGAACGCGACUGACCAUUGCAGUAGCCUUGGAUGCUUCAAUUCACAUACUAUCAAACCAGUUCUAUUAUUUAGAUGUCUUCACUACCGUUUUUUGUCUGUGGACUUUCCUUUGGUUUUAUCGUCAGUUAUUCUGUUUUACAAACUAACUUUGAAACUAACACUUAUUUUCGGAUGACUGCGAGCAACCAAAUAACGGAGCCUCCCAUCAUGGAGCUUCCAAGGGCGGACGCUUCACUACCAACCGAAGACCGACGAGGGACCAUACUCACGAAGGACCGUUUUCCCAAAGUGCGAGUAUUGUGCUGGGUAAUGACGGCACCUAAGAAUCUGCAGAAGAAGGCAAGGCAUGUCCGUGCCACUUGGACCAAGCGAUGUGAUAAAGUGCUGUUCAUGAGUUCGCAAGAGACCGAGUUUCCUACAGUGGGGCUUAAUGUGUCCGAGGGCAGAACUCAACUCUACUGGAAGACGAUAAGAGCUUUCCAGUACAUUCACAAGAACCACUUGGGUGAUGCCGAUUGGUUUUUGAAAGCCGAUGACGACACCUACGUUGUGCUGGACAAUCUUCGCUAUCUCCUUUCUAAGCAUGACCCGGAACGACCCAUUUAUUUUGGCCGUCGUUUCAGACCGUUUGUACCUCAGGGCUACAUGAGCGGAGGGGCUGGCUACGUUCUGAGCAAAGAGGCGCUCAGGAGGUUCGUGGAAGGAUUCCGCGUGGGAAAAUGCACCCACCUUUCUUCAGUUGAGGACAUGGCCUUGGGAAAAUGCAUGCAGACGAUGGGAGUGGAAGCGGCAGACUCCAGGGACGAAAAGAAAAGGGAAACAUUUCACCCUUUUCCUCCAGAAAAGCACUUAAUCAAGACCCUGGGCCGUAAACAAUCCUGGUACUGGGGUUAUAGCUAUUACCGCUCCGUUGAGGGCCCUGAGUGCUGUUCAGAUCUUGCAGUGUCCUUCCAUUACAUAAGCCCAAAUGACAUGUAUGUACUGGAAUAUUUUGCCUAUCACCUUCGCCCAUAUGGCUAUCAAUACAGAUUCAAUCCUGAUUCACUACAAAAUAAUUCAGAGAAAACGAAGGUAUGAAAUACAAAUUUGAUGUAUGUCUUGCUAAAAUCAUGCCAUUAUUAACACCAUUGUAUUGGUUUUCUGUUUGGUUUGGUACAUUUGUAGGAGAUAUUCUGUUCCUUGGGAUUUUGAAAAAAUCUAUAAAAAAGUGUUGUUAAUUUUACUGUUUUAAUCAAAACUUAUAGUCCUGGAUAACCAGCAAUUAAUUGUUUUUCAUUAGUGCCAGCAAGCCAAUGUUUCCUUGACCUGAAAAGACCUGUUUUUGACAAAAGGUUUCUUUGUAUGAAAAUAAUUACAGUAUUUAGACCCGUUUCAAUUACUGGUGAUGCUUAUUUGUGAUAAUGCAUAAAGAGAAGUUGUUUGUAGGAAUGGGAGAUGAAGACCGAAAUCCACCUAAACAAAGGUCACUGAAAUGUCAUUGUGUGUGUGUGUGUGUGUGUGUGUGUGUGUGUGUGUGUGUGUAAUGUUGGAAAGCAGAUA
Molecule: messenger RNA, 1623 nt
Organism: Conger conger (European conger)
Lineage: Eukaryota; Metazoa; Chordata; Actinopteri; Anguilliformes; Congridae
Gene: c1galt1b
Product: core 1 synthase, glycoprotein-N-acetylgalactosamine 3-beta-galactosyltransferase 1b
Exons: 4
Coding region: 157-1161 (334 amino acids)
Cellular component (GO): membrane
Molecular function (GO): N-acetylgalactosaminide beta-1,3-galactosyltransferase activity
Source: RefSeq, a predicted model, not a curated record